AUGGUUUCAAUGUAUUAUAGAGGGGUUUCAUCAUGUAUGAUUGUUUAUGAUAUUACUAACAGACAAUCAUUUGAAGGGGUUGAAAGUUGGUAUAACCAAAUAAAAUCAGAACAAGGUUGUGAAAAUAUUCGUUUGUUAGUAAUAAAUAUUGGGGUUACAUAA
This is a messenger RNA of Entamoeba nuttalli P19, 162 nucleotides long. RefSeq names its product Rab family GTPase. Bases 1 to 162 code for a protein of 53 amino acids. Lineage: Eukaryota; Evosea; Mastigamoebida; Endamoebidae. Gene Ontology annotation, molecular function: GTPase activity; GTP binding. The transcript has a single exon. The record is from RefSeq and is a predicted model, not a curated record.